Molecule: messenger RNA, 947 nt
Organism: Nicotiana attenuata
Lineage: Eukaryota; Viridiplantae; Streptophyta; Magnoliopsida; Solanales; Solanaceae
Product: probable carboxylesterase 2
Molecular function (GO): hydrolase activity
Source: RefSeq, a predicted model, not a curated record
GUGUCUUUAGCUUUUGUAUACCAUCAAUCUUUCUUUCCUUCCCAUUAUUUUACCAAUCACUUCUCUUUUAUCUUUUCCCAUCAAAACAAAAAAUGGACACAACCAACAAUCUUGAAAUUGUCCACGAUGUUUUUCCUUAUUUACAAGUGUACAAAAAUGGAACUGUCAAAAGACUUGUAGGUACUGAAUUUGCACCAGCAACCUAUGAUCCUCAAACUGGUGUUUAUUCCAAAGAUGUUUUAGUUAAUCCUAAAACUGGCGUUUCUGCUCGGAUUUAUCGACCAAAUUCAGCAACAAAAUCACAGAAACUUCCUUUAGUUGUUUACUUUCAUGGUGGAGCAUUUUGUAUAUCUUCUGUUGGUGAUCCUAAGUACCAUGAUUCACUCAAUGUGUUUGUGUCCAAAGCUAAUGUUGUUCUUGUCUCGGUUGAUUAUAGAUUAGUCCCAGAGCAUCCUCUUCCAACAGCUUAUGAUGAUUCUUGGGCUGUUCUUAAAUGGGUUGCUGCACAUAACUCAAAACAUGGGUCUGAAGUUUGGUUGAAUGAGCUUGUUAACUUUGAUAGUGUGUUCUUGGCUGGAGAUAGUGCAGGUGCUAAUAUUUCACACUUCAUGGCAAUCAGAGCUGGGAAAUCAGACGAAGGCGCUUUAGGAAUGAAGUUUUCUGGGAUGCUCAUGAUUAGUCCAUAUUUCUGGGGAGAAAAACCUAUUGGUAUAGAGGUUAAAGAUCCAAGAAAAGCAAUGGUGGAUAAAUGGUGGAAAUAUGUUUGUCCAUCAAAUAAAGGAAAUGAUGACCCUUUGAUCAAUCCUUUUGUUGAUGAAGCACCAAAGCUUGAAGAAGUGGCUUGUGAUAGGAUUCUUGUUUGUGUUGCAGAAAUGGAUAUUCUGAGAGACAGAGGGAUAUUGUACUAUGAAUCUUUGGUGAAGAGUCAGUGGAAAGGAAAAGCAGAA